AUGGCUACAACCCAGCUGUGCUUGGGUUCGUUCCGGAACCCACACUCAGAGGAAGACUUUCGAUUGUGUGGCAAAGGAUUGCACAACGGUUGUCCAACGGCGAUCUCUGAACCAAGGCGGAAUAUUUCGGGAUUCUCAGGAGUCAGGAUUCGCCGUUCCACGAGAACAAAUGCGGAGCGGUUUUCCGCUUCUCGGGAACUGAUAAUGACUUUGCUUUUUGGACCCGGGCCGCUCUCUCUCCCACUCGCGGCCUUUGCCCGCGCCCCGCAGAAGAGUAGGGCCCCUCAGCCGGUGUGCUGCCCUCCACGUCCUCCUCCCAGCAAACGGAUCGCGACCCCUCCUGCCCGAAGUCACCGGCAGCGACCCCGGCCCGCGCAAAACGCGGGAGACCCCGCGGAAACCGGCGAGGAACCGUCCCCGCCCCGCCUGCCUCCGAGGUCCAUCCGCCUCCCCAUUACGCUGCAGACGCGGCCGAGCAGCUUGGCCGGACUUCAAGCAUUCCUGCAGUUCAUUAGAAGAGAUGCCUCAUUUAAUGCCUACCUAAUGUCUGAUGCCUACAGUGACUACUUCACAGAGAUCUCCUUUGAUGAACAACUGCCAAAUAAGACAAAACAGAUCUGUUUUGAACCUAUUGUCCGUUUCUUCCUAGAACUAAGUCUGUCUGCUGGGCUCCUCCAACUAGAGCGCAGAAGAAGAGAUUUCACCUCUUCUGGGAAUAGGAAGCUGUACUUUGACACCCACGCCUUAGUGUGCUUAUUCGAGGACAAUGGGUUUACUGCGCAACAAGCAGAAAUCAUUGUGUCUGCAUUGGUCAAGAUCAUGGAGGCCAACAUGGAUAUCAUCUACAAAGACAUGGUCACCAAGAUGCAGCAGGAGAUCACACUUCAGCAAAUAAUGUCUCAGAUUGCUAAUGUGAAAAAGGAUAUGAUUAUUUUGGAGAAGAGUGAAUUUUCAGCCCUCAGAGCAGAAAAUGAGAAAAUAAAACUCGAACUACAUCAGUUAAAACAACAAGUGAUGGAUGAAGUGAUCAAAGUCCGAACAGAUACCAAAUUAGACUUCAAUCUAGAAAAAAGCAGAGUAAAAGAAUUGUAUUCACUAAAUGAAAGGAAACUGCUAGAACUGAGAACAGAAAUAAUGGCAUUGCAUGCCCAGCAAGACCGGGCCCUCACCCAGACAGACAGAAAGAUAGAAACUGAGGUUGCUGGCCUCAAAACCAUGCUUGAGUCGCACAAGCUUGAUAAUAUUAAAUAUUUAGCAGGAUCUAUAUUUACGUGCCUAACAGUAGCACUGGGAUUUUAUCGCCUGUGGAUAUAAUAAAGUGUCUAUUUAAAGAGA
This is a messenger RNA of Carlito syrichta (Philippine tarsier), 1335 nucleotides long. RefSeq names its product mitochondrial calcium uniporter regulator 1. Gene Ontology annotation, biological process: positive regulation of mitochondrial calcium ion concentration; calcium import into the mitochondrion. The record is from RefSeq and is a predicted model, not a curated record. The transcript is spliced from 11 exons. Bases 1 to 1314 code for a protein of 437 amino acids. Gene Ontology annotation, cellular component: mitochondrial inner membrane; mitochondrion. NCBI's taxonomy places the organism in Eukaryota, Metazoa, Chordata, Mammalia, Primates, Tarsiidae.